This is a messenger RNA of Lizanozyma spartinae, 1839 nucleotides long. RefSeq lists its product as uncharacterized. Gene Ontology annotation, biological process: spindle pole body localization; nuclear pore organization. Gene Ontology annotation, molecular function: spindle pole body-nuclear membrane anchor activity. Lineage: Eukaryota; Fungi; Ascomycota; Pichiomycetes; Serinales; Debaryomycetaceae. The record is from RefSeq and is a predicted model, not a curated record. Gene Ontology annotation, cellular component: nuclear pore transmembrane ring; spindle pole body. Bases 1 to 1839 code for a protein of 612 amino acids. The transcript has a single exon.
AUGGCCUUACCCUUUAGGACAUCGUUAUGGUGGGACUUAAUCUAUACCGUUAUUAAAGGCCCUAUUAUAUUUAUAGCCCUCUUUGUCGUGAAGAUCAAUCGAGAUCAUCAUUCUACUGUGUUGUACACUGAGCAUAAGACUCUUGCGUUGCAGAUCUACCACACAUGCUUAAGUAAGAGGUUUGGCUAUGUAUCCAUGGCAUAUGUUGCAUCCAGUAUACUUAUUGGUAGUGUUUAUUUAACUCAAUUGAAGGAUUUGAGAGGUCAAUUCUAUAUGAUUCCUAUGUUUUACGAACAAAAACCAGCAGUUAAUGAUUCUUAUGUCUAUUAUUGGUUUGUGUGCAUCUGUACCGGCAUAGGAUACGCUUUACAUCAUUUGGUAUACCAGAGAAAUAAGCUAACCUUCCAAUUUGGGGUGUACAAAGUUUCAGUGGACAAACUGAUAUCCAAACAUUUGGGGUUGGUUUUCUCCCAAUCGUUGGCUUUAACAGUGGUUUCUACUGGUAUAACUCUUCCCAUAAUAUACAUGAUCUCCAGAUCAACUUUAUACAAGAUGAAUUGGGUUACAUUAUUUGUUUUGGGAUUGGAUUAUCAAUCCGUUCCACCAUUGGGGGUUACCUGGUCAUUAUAUUUCCAAACCAUCUUUUUGACAUUCAAUAUCCUUCUCCUGUGGGAAAUUGUUAAUCAUUUGUAUAAUGUUUAUGCCAGCAUUGGAUGUCUUGACGGUAAGAAACUUAUUAGCACCUAUUCCAAAGAUCCAAUUUCAACUUUAUUAUCGGGAUUAAGAAAUACCAACGGUGGGUUUAUUAACCAAUUGAGUAGAGUUACUGCGUUCCAAGAAUUGGCAUAUAUUUCCACUUCAUCAGAUGAUAAAGAAGCCAUUAAGUUAAGAAAAUCAAUCUAUAAGGCUAAAACUACUGAUGGAUAUUUAUGCUUACAAUUCCUUAUUGAAUGUGCUACCAUAAUCAGAGAUACAACCACCAGAAUUAAUUUUCGUACAGAUACAGAUCUUAGAGCAUUAAAGAAAAUAACCCAAGAACAAGAUAAUUCUACAACUAAUGUGAAUAAUAAUGAUACUCUGUUUACAGACAUUUUUGGUAAUUCAAGUAUUCAUAGUUCAUCGUCUCCACCCAGUUCAUCGACUCCAAUCACCAAUGAUUUACGAAUUUACCCCCAAACUACAAACUCCCAUGUCAUCAAUUUACAAUCGGAAAACCUGGUUAUAUUUGCUAAGAAAAUACAAGAUGUUUUCAAUCAUUAUGUUUCUGUCCCCCUUCUGAAUCUGGUGAUAUCACAUUUACCCAAGGCAUAUCGAGCUAAAAUGAAUUCAUUUAAAACUCGUCUUAUGAGCAGGUAUAAUCAAUUUAAUGAUGAUUUUCUUUCCAGUUGGUUUGGAGUUUUCUUUCGAAUUACAUUGAAACGUGACUGUGAAUCUCGAGUAUUGGACCCAGUUACCUUUGGAAAUUCAAUAAUUAGUAUCUCCCAUUUAUGUACACAUUCCAUCUCCGAAGAUUUAUUGGGAGUGGUGACUGAUAUUCAAGUCAGUGAUGUUUUUAAGUUGUUGGAGAAACCAAUUAGAGUGUGUUCAAACUAUACAGAUUAUAUUCCCCAUUCAGUUUAUUUGCCCCGAGGAACAAUGACCAGAAGAGAUCCCAAACAAUUGAUUGCUGUAUUACAUGAUUUGGCCAUAAUGGAGUUUUAUCAAAUGUGCAUCAAGUUCAAUUUCAAAUUGGACGAUUUAAUUUUAAACUUGAGGACCUAUAAGUUAGCAAAGCAUGUUAUAGAUGUUGCUAUUGCUGAACAAACAACACAAGACAACAAAAUAUUAACAGAAUUAUAA